Dermacentor andersoni is the source of this 2609-nucleotide messenger RNA. Its product is annotated as alkaline phosphatase, tissue-nonspecific isozyme-like. Gene Ontology annotation, molecular function: alkaline phosphatase activity. Gene Ontology annotation, biological process: dephosphorylation. NCBI's taxonomy places the organism in Eukaryota, Metazoa, Arthropoda, Arachnida, Ixodida, Ixodidae. The record is from RefSeq and is a predicted model, not a curated record.
GCUUCGUCGACGGCAGCGGGCUUUUCGCGUUGCGGCGUCGUCUGCGGCGAAAGGUAGCUGACACGUGCGUCGUCGUGUGGGUGCUUACACUUUCGCUUCCCGACGCAUCACUCACCGCGCGUUGAGAAGCCGGCGCCGACACUGGGACGCCGCCCACACCAUCUCCGUUGCACGUGCCAACACGCGCGCGGCGCGUGCGUUCAGAAGAGCCCGUCGCGUCAAUGAGGCGGCGGAUGGUUGUGAGUUCGACUCCCGAUCGGCGCUGCGGCGCGCGCACGUCCUGUCACGUUGAGAUUGGCGACGAGAGUAUGGCUGUGUGCGUCCCGUGACGAGCUUUGUGUGACGUCGUCUGCGCUGCAGACAACAGCAACUGUUUUUCCUCGACGGACGGAGCGGUGUGGGCGGUGGUGCCGUUAUCAGUCGGCCAUCGGAUAAAUAUCGGAGCCGAAGACGUAGAAGAAAAAGUAACCGCAGGAUGAAGGUUGUCGCCGUCAUCGUGUGCUUGGCCGCCUGCGUCUACGAGGCUGCGGGUUUCGCGAAUCCACAGGCGGCCCCUUCCGAGAGCCUGCCCGUACCGGAGGGAGAGGACGACCCCGAGUUCUGGCGACUCACGGGCCAGAACAGCAUCUCCCGGCUCCUGUCGGCACCUGUGGUCGACGCGCCCGCCAAGAACGUGAUCGUGUUCGUCGGCGACGGCAUGGGCAUCUCGACGGUGACCGCGUCGCGCAUCUACCGCACCCAGAAGGACAGCGACCUGCCGGGAGAGGAGGGGAGCCUCUCCUUCGAACGCUUUCCUUACACGGCGCUUCUCAAGACGUACGCAGUGGACCGGCAGGUGACGGACAGCGCGGCGUCUGCGACGGCGUUGUUCUGUGGCGCCAAGACCAAGAUGGCCAUGCUUGGCCUGUCGGCAAGGGCCAACGUGUCCGAGUGUGACUCCGCUGCCGGCAAUGAACUGCACUCAUUUAUCAAGAAAGCCCAGGACAGAGGCAUGUCGACGGGCCUGGUGACCACCACGCGGGUCACGCACGCCACGCCCGCGGCCCUGUACGCGCAUUCGGCGCACCGCGACUGGGAGAUGGACACCAAGAUGCCCAAGCGCACGCGCUGCAAGGACAUCGCCCGGCAGCUCGUGGAAGACGAGCCCGGGAGGAGCAUGAAUGUUAUUCUGGGCGGUGGCCUAGCGUACUUCAAGGACAAGCAGCGUGGCGGUGGCAAGCGCAGCGAUGGUCUCGAUCUGGUCGACCUGUGGAAAAAGGACAAGAAGAACCGGAAGUUUGUCGGGUCUCGUGAGGAACUGCUGGCCAUCGACACCAACAAGACCGAUUACCUUCUCGGCCUCUUUUCUGGGGACCACAUGUCGUACGAACUCUACCGCCAGGAGAAGCAGCCCUCCCUGGUCGACAUGGUCGUCACCGCGAUUGAAAUACUGCGCAAGCGCGGAGACGGUUUCGCGCUCAUGGUCGAAGGCGGCCGCAUCGACCACGGCCACCACGAGAACCGGGCGGCGCUGGCGCUGCGCGAGACGGCCGAGCUGAGCGACGCGGUGGCCGCCGCCCUCGAGCUGGUGGACCUGCGCGACACCCUGGUGCUGGUCACCGCCGACCACUCGCACUCGUUCACGCUCAACGGGUACGCGGCGAGGGGAAACCCCAUCCUGGGCGUCGCCGGACUCUCCGAGAAGGACGGCCUGCCCUACACUACGCUCUCGUACGCCAACGGGCCCUCGACGACCAAGAGGAAGGCCGACGCCAUCACCGAGGCCGUUGACUACCAGCAGGUGAGCGCCGUUCCCUUGCGGCUGGAGACGCACGCGGGCGAAGACGUGGCGCUGUACGCCGCUGGCCCCAUGGCGCACGUGGUGCACGGAGUCCUGGAGCAGCACGCGGUGGCCCACCUGGUGGACUACGCCACCUGCUUCGGGGACGGCGUCCGGCUUCGGUCGCGGUGUCUGGAGCAGGGGGCCUCUGCGGCAGCAGAGGCAUCUUCGUCGGCACGCGUGGUCGCCAUGCUUGUGUUAUUGCCGGCGACCUUGGCCGUCCUUCGGUAGAAAGCUUGCGGACACUGCGUUGCAGUUCUACGAAAAAAGAAACGCCGGAAGGACGCAAGGAGGAAGGACAGCAUGCAUGUCGAGGCAGGCCUCGGAACCAUUCACAUAAGCUCGCCACACGUAAAAUGAGAAGCAGCUGCUGCACGCUGCACGUGGAUGCAGUUAUCUUGUUUUUGCUUCAGGGGCACCUAAAGCAAAAGUCAGGGACGCCCGUCCAAGACGACGGGGUCCUUGAAAGACUGGAUUCAGACAUGGAGUAGAUGACGUUAAAUAAACAAUUAGCUGAUUACGGAGCUCCUCAUGCGAGGCUUCCUCAGCGAGCCGUAUUAGGCUUUGUUCUCGUACCCCGCUUCCGAAAAUGAGCUUUGUUGAGCCGCCUGUAAAUAUGUUUUUCAUCCUUAAAACAAUUUGGCUUGUCUGGCGAAAAAAAAAGAAAGCAAGAAAGCCAUCCUAAUGCUUGACCCAACGAAAGGAAAGUUCGUUCAUUACUUCGCUUUGUCCGUGUCGUACUGUAAUAUAUUGCCUUUUUUAUGUAUUAAAAGAAAUCGCUUCUUUUGAA